CCUGCCUUUUUAUCUCAUCACAUUCUCACUCUCUCGCCAUCUCUCGCUCUCUCUCCCUAAAAUGGCUGAAUCCCAAUCAAAACGACACAGAGAAGAAUCCCAUGAACAAGUCUUUGAGCUUGAAGAUUCAAACUCAAAGCGCAACAAAUCAUACGACAACAUAUUAUCCAUUCUUGAUGAAGAACCAGAGCAAAAUGAGCCAAAUCAAGAGUUAUCAGCCAUUUUCUCUACUUUCCAACGAGAACUCACCGGUGACCCAUUAGCCUGUACGGCCUCAGAAGCUGAACAGGACCAUCACCCCUCCGCCGCCGUGACCACCACAACCUCCGGCGGCGGUGAGUGUAGCCCUAAAGAAGAAGAAGAAGAUGAUGAUAGCAUUAAAGUAAUUAGACGCCUCCUCGAAGCCUCUGACGACGAGCUUGGAAUCCCUAACACUAAUAACAGAGUUGAUGAAGAAAUCAACUCUGGGAAUUAUAAUGCUUUUGCUGCUUCGUUUGAUGGGUUCUGGGAGCUUGAAGAUGACGCUGCUAAUUACUACACUGUAUUGCAAUCUGAACUUUUCAUGUAGUUUUUUAGGGUAGAAGUGAAAAACUAUAGAAGUCGGGGGGUUGAAGAGAAAAACAAAAAAAGGGGUUGGGGUGGAUUAAAGAAAAAUGAAAUGUUCGGGGUUUUGUUUUUCAUUUUGGUCCCUCUUCUUUUGUAGAAUAUCGAAUGUACCCCUUGUCGUUUCAGGAUAUUUUGUUGUAGAAGCGAAAGUGGAAAAAAUUUAUUUUAAUCUUUUGGUUUUGUCA
Messenger RNA from Olea europaea var. sylvestris, 791 nucleotides. RefSeq lists its product as uncharacterized. Bases 62 to 568 code for a protein of 168 amino acids. NCBI's taxonomy places the organism in Eukaryota, Viridiplantae, Streptophyta, Magnoliopsida, Lamiales, Oleaceae. The transcript has a single exon. The record is from RefSeq and is a predicted model, not a curated record.